Molecule: messenger RNA, 1340 nt
Organism: Trichobilharzia regenti
Lineage: Eukaryota; Metazoa; Platyhelminthes; Trematoda; Strigeidida; Schistosomatidae
Source: the annotation of a GenBank genome assembly
AAGAAGAUAUCUAUUCAGCUGAGGAAAUAAAGUAGAUCAGUUUAUUGCAUUGUUGUCUUUAACAAAUAUAGAGUUACCGCGUUACUUUUAUUUUUGCGUUACUCACGUAUGGGUUCUGUUUCAGAGUUUGAUCCGGUUUCUGAUUUCCUUGCACGCGAGCAAGAGGCUCUCGGUGACUUGGGCGAUGACUUCAGGCUGGAUGAAAACUGUCCAGACCCUGCAGUACAACUUAACGAACCCCCUUCGGAUGCUAGUUAUGUCUUCCUUAAUGGAGAGUCGAAAAUAAACGGCUCGCAUGGUGAGCAUAAUUCAUCCGAAGCUGAUUUCGCAGUUAAUGAUUGUGAUCGUGACUAUGAUGCGACGGAGUCUGAUGUGUACUCCAGUGGUACUGAAGCAUGGCGCGAUGAAUUCAAUAAACGAAUAAAAGCUAAAGAUACAGAAGAGGAGAAAAAGUGUUUAGAGCUUAUUGAGAAUGGAAAGAAGGAGUUAAACGAUUGGUACAAGAAUUAUCAUCAACAGCUGGAAACCAGAUCGCGUGAAUUACGCGAGAAGAAAGGUGAUUCCAAUAGUUUAAAUGGUCAAUUCAUAAAUGGUGGUAGUAAACCAUCUGUAAAAGACUCUGCUGUUUGGGAAAGUAUCUGCAAUUUAUGUGAUUUUCAGUCGAAACAAAAAGUUGCAAUUGAUAUGUCAAGAAUGCGUGGUAUUCUGUUAUCCCUUAAACCAAACAGUUGAAGAAAGCAUUAUACACAUUGUGCACUCUGUACCUACUUCAGUUUCUUUUUCGUUGUUGACUUACGCAAAACCAACAUAUAUAUUUCACUUACAAUCCAUUGGUUCUUCAUUUCCAAUCACACUGGAGAGUGCCUUGAUUUAAAUUGAUUUUUUUUUUGGUUUAUACCCUUUGUUUUCAUGAGACCAUUGUUUUUAUAUUCACUUUUGCGGAUGAUAUGAUAUUCACACUAUAUUGUCUUGCAAAGAGGUGUGCUGUUUUCACAUUUUUUUUAAAAAUAGGUACAUUUUGGUUAUCUAAACUAGGUUUUGUCUCACGUGUCGUCUAUCUUAGGUUUGCUUUUAUCUAAUUGUAUAAUUUAUUGGCUUUGAUAUACUCUCUCUUUCUUCGAACGUCGUGUGUGUGUAUGUAUGUGUGUGUGUGCCUGUUUCGUCGCUUGCACGCUUCUCUUAUCCAUUGUAACUGGGAUUUUUACACUGAUAUAUAUUCUAGUUUGUGAUCUUUUUACGUUUCUUUUUCUCUUUUAAUUGAGAGACAUUGUGUGCCUGUCUGCGUGCGUGCGUACGUGCCUAUGCGUUUGUAUUUGUUGAAUAAAUACGUGUUAAUUUGU